AUGUAUCGUCCGACAGGCCCCGCCAACCUCCCCCACGAUGUUUGGACCUUAAUUGCCGGGAGGACCGCAGCACAGUCCGUCAGGGACUUGUGCAGUCUCAGGAUGUCGUGCACCGCUGCACGCAACACAAGGGAGGAGGAUAUCGUUUACCGAUUCGCCUCGAUUCCAAUUUGGGACCAACGGUGGUGGAGUUUGAGUCCCAUGCACCAGGUGGGAAGAAACUUCUUAGCGCGAUGCAGGCAGAGCGGGAACCUGGAAGUUAUGUUUCGGUCUGCUGUGUCUGACCUUUUCCUCGGCGGGAGUCGUCUUGCGGGGAUGAAAACGAUGCACGUUGUCGCAGCCCAGGGCCAUUCGGUAGCACAGUACACGGUGUCGAUGAUACUGAUGCUACGCGAUGACUUCGAGUCAAAGAACAAGGGCUUACAAAUAUUUCGUGUGCUUGAGGCGGCUGGUGCCUUAACAAUCUGCAAAUUGGUGUUCCGCGGCGUUAUCCAGGGGACGUGGACACACCUGCGUCGCCUGCCAAUGCUAAACGCAGAGAAUUUAGUCUGUUCUUCGCAUGCAUGUCCAUGUCGUGGAAACAUGGGUGCUAUUUACCGCCAUCAACGCUAUGGUAGAGGGUGGGACGUAAACGACGGUAAUGGAGGUGCUGCUCAUAUUCCGUGCGUGCAUUGUCGGGCAGAUUAUGAGUUGAUCCUGUUUGUCCACCUCUUUGACUAA
Messenger RNA from Arachis ipaensis, 720 nucleotides. Its product is annotated as putative F-box protein At1g67623. The record is from RefSeq and is a predicted model, not a curated record. Lineage: Eukaryota; Viridiplantae; Streptophyta; Magnoliopsida; Fabales; Fabaceae.